Molecule: messenger RNA, 2019 nt
Organism: Theileria orientalis strain Shintoku
Lineage: Eukaryota; Apicomplexa; Aconoidasida; Piroplasmida; Theileriidae
Product: ATP-dependent helicase
Exons: 8
Coding region: 1-2019 (672 amino acids)
Cellular component (GO): intracellular anatomical structure
Molecular function (GO): RNA binding; ATP binding
Source: RefSeq, a predicted model, not a curated record
AUGAACCAUGGAGAGUUGCCGAUAGAGGCAGUAAAGGGGGAAAUAUUAGAAAAGAUAAGAGAAAAUCAGUUUGUAAUAAUAGAAGGCUCAACGGGGAGCGGAAAAUCGACCACAGUCCCAAUCCUGGUGUACAAGGAGUACCUGAAAGAUGGAGAAAAGGUGGUAGUAACACAGCCACGAAGAGUGGCAGCAAUUUCACUGUGCAGAUACGUGUCAAAGCUGAUGAAAUCAGAAGUGGGAGGCACAGUAGGAUUCAGCGUGCGAUUCAUGAACAAGACCAGCGACAGGACGAGAAUAAAGUACGUAACGGACGGAAUCCUCAUGAGAGAAGCGACAACAGAUCCUACCUUGAGCAAAUACUCAGUAAUAGUGGUCGACGAGGUCCACGAGAGGUCGAUCAGGUCAGACAUACUGCUGGGAAUAAUCAAGCUGGCGUUGCCGAAAAGGCCGGACCUGAAGCUGAUAAUAAUGUCAGCAACAAUAGAAUCAAGCAUAUUUUCAGAUUUUUUCACAAAUUCAGCAGUAAUUAAAGUGCCAGGAAAGCACUUCCCAGUGGAAAUAUACUACACACCGAAGCCAUUUGAAGACUACAUAGAGGCAGCCAUGAUAGCAGUGUUUAAAAUAAACCUAACAACACGGCAGGGAGACAUACUGGUGUUUCUGCCAGGCCAGGAGGACAUAGAGCUGCUGGAGAAGCUCAUAAAGGAGAAGAUAUCGCAGCUCCAGGAAUCGAUGGGCCCAGUGAAGAAGAGUAGAAGGCUCUACGUUAAGUUUGGAGAUAACAAGUAUAAAAUGAACUUGUGGAAGGCACUGGAUAUAGUGCCGCUGUACUCGGCACUGUCAAUAGAUAAGCAGUACCUGGUCUUCAAGAAAACAACUCAGAACUCAAGAAAGGUAGUGCUGGCAACGAACAUCGCAGAAACGUCGCUGACGAUACCGGGAAUCACGUACGUGGUGGACACGGGACUGGUGAAGCAGAGGAAGUAUAACGCGAAGCACAACCUGGAGUCCCUGACGCUGACGAUAACAUCGAAGGCGUCAGCGAAGCAGAGAGCAGGAAGGGCAGGAAGAGAGGGUCCAGGAAGGAUAUACAGGCUGUAUACACGGGACUCGUACGAAGAAAUGCCGCAGUUCACGACGCCGGAAAUACACCUGGUAGACUUCUCGUUCAUAUUCUUGGAGCUGAAGAUGAUUGGAGUUAAGGAUAUCCUGGAGUUCCCAUUCAUGGACCCGCCGGAAAAGAACACAAUUUUAUCAGCAGCAUUAAACCUGUAUAGACUAGGAGCACUGGAUUCCGAAGGGAGUUUGACGAAAACAGGGAAGCUGAUGGCGAGGAUACCACUGUUGCCUCUGCACUCGAAGCUGCUAAUCACGUCAUUCGAAUUCGGAUGCACCUCGGAGAUAUUAACGAUCGUGUCGAUGCUGUCCUCAGAAAUAUCGCUGUUUGACACAGAGAAGUACAACCCGGAAGGAGUGAAGCUACGGAGCAACUUGUACAACAAGCACGGAGACCACCUGACCCUCUUGAACCUCUACGACCUAUGGGAAAAUGCCAACUCGAGGGAGAAGUUCUCAAAGGAGUUCGCAAUAAACCACCACUCACUGCUGAGGGCGCUGGACAUCAGGAAUCAGCUGGUGUCGCUGGUGACGUCGGAGCCGUUUAACGUAAAAAACAUAACAAAGUGCAAGGACGCAUCGGAGUGGGAUCAGGUGAGAAUGUGCCUAGCAAAGGGAACCUGGACACACGCAGCAAGGUUCGCCCAGGACUCAAAGUCAUACAAAACACUGGUAGGGAACACGGUGAAUAACCAGACAGUGUAUAUACACCCAGCGUCAGUGAUGUUCAACAAAAGGCCACCACCAAGGUAUUUUAAAGUCAUUUUGACAAACGCGAUGUGUAGCCAUGUUGUAUUCAAUGAUUGCAUACUGACGAAGAAAAAUUACAUACAAAACAUAACGGAAAUAUCAGAACAGUGGUUAACAACAUAUGUGCCUAAUUGGUUCAAAGAAAAGUCAUAG